CUGACGGAGGAGGAGACAAUCGAACACACACUGGUUCACUGAAACAAAGGACGGAUCGAAACUCUCCUCCGUGUCGGAAUGGCGGGGCGGCAAUUCGUCGGCGACGGCACGGCGGCGAGCCUCGCCGGGAUGUCGAAGAACCAGCUCUACGACAUCAUGUCUCAGAUGAAGGCGUUGAUCGAGCAGAACCACCAACAAGCGAGAGAAAUACUGAUCCAGAAUCCGCUCUUGACUAAAACCCUAUUCCAGGCACAAAUUAUGCUCGGAAUGGUGCAGCCUCCUCAAGUGCUUCCAAAAAUUCAAGUUCCAGCAUCACAACAGCCUCAGCCGCUAGUGCAGCCUCCUCAGCAGCUACCACAGCCACCUCAGCAACCGAACCCUCAGACAGCUCAUCAAUAUCCUGGUAAAAUUGGUUUUCCAGAUCAAGGGGGUGUGUCUCAAACUCAAUUUCCUACCAGAAAUCAUAGUCAAAGCCAACCCGGAAUGCCAAUUGCAUCGGCUAGUGUUCCUUCAGCUAAUCUUCAGCCUCUCCCUUCACAUGCUCUACAGCCACCUCAGCAGCCUAAGAUGCAUCAAAACGUCCAAGCUACUCCAGUGACCCUUCCUCAACCUUCUCAAGUGCCCACAAUGGCUCCACUCCCACUUCAUUCUGCUCCACAGCCGCCUCCACUUCAACAGCCCCAAAUGCCCACUGCCACAGUCCAGUUGCAACAACCCUUACAGACAAGUGGAAUUCCUCAAGUUCCAUUUCAGCCUCCCUUGCAACCGCCAAUGCAUCCACAAAACAGACCCUCAUCGAUGUCUUCUUUCCAUCAACAGUAUCCCUCUCAGAUAGGCCCUAAUGUCGGGUUUCAUCCCUCUGGUGGUUCUCAGCAUGGAUCACAGCCAUCAUAUCAUCUUCCAGGCCUCCUUCUAGCAUUGGAUCAUUCAGCCAAGGACAGCCUUCACUCCUUAGUCAGCCACCACCUCAAACCAUGUAUCAGUCUUAUUUUUCAGGGCGGAGGUUCACAUCCAGGGAUAGAAUUUAGCCAUCAAAGUGGCGGUCCCAUGCAAGUGGAUAGGGGAUCUUCUUGGAUGCCUGGCCUGUCAGACAACCCUCCACAGCUUCCUGGCCCUCCACCCGUUGUUCCUGGUCAGAUGAGCCAGGGAAGUCAGCCACCUCGUCCUGCUACUCUGUCACCUGAGAUGGAGCAGGCCCUACUUCAGCAGGUCAUGAGCCUCACUCCAGAGCAGAUUAAUCUCCUGCCUCCAGAACAAAGGAAUCAAGUUCUUCAGCUGCAGCAGAUGCUUCGCCAAUGAGAUUAUCUUACUCAUUCUUUCAACGAUUCCUAGUCGCCGUCCUCAACAUCAUCAAUCUCUGUUUUGAGCAUAUACUAAGCUAUUUUUUGGCUACUGACAAUGUUGAGUAAUGCCGAAGGCCCUUGUGGUUGGACAUAUUGCUCCACAUGGGAGGCAUCGAUUCGGCUAUCGCAUGCUUUUAAGUAGUCAUCUCAUCUUUUGUAGGUUUUUCAUAGAUCAGGUUCCAAAGCAUCUGCCUUCUGCUCUCCUGUUUUCUCUUUGAACGUAUGUAUCAAACCUCAUUUUUGGGUGACAAAAUUUUGAAUACUUUUGAGUUAGACAUCCUCGUUUCUCC
This is a messenger RNA of Syzygium oleosum, 1633 nucleotides long. RefSeq names its product cleavage stimulating factor 64. The coding region runs from base 79 to 1299 and encodes 406 amino acids. The record is from RefSeq and is a predicted model, not a curated record. Gene Ontology annotation, biological process: mRNA 3'-end processing. The transcript is spliced from 7 exons. Lineage: Eukaryota; Viridiplantae; Streptophyta; Magnoliopsida; Myrtales; Myrtaceae.